This is a messenger RNA of Phialemonium atrogriseum, 3057 nucleotides long. RefSeq lists its product as uncharacterized. Gene Ontology annotation, molecular function: zinc ion binding; DNA-binding transcription factor activity, RNA polymerase II-specific; DNA binding. NCBI's taxonomy places the organism in Eukaryota, Fungi, Ascomycota, Sordariomycetes, Cephalothecales, Cephalothecaceae. The coding region runs from base 1 to 3057 and encodes 1018 amino acids. Gene Ontology annotation, biological process: regulation of DNA-templated transcription; DNA-templated transcription. The transcript has 9 exons. The record is from RefSeq and is a predicted model, not a curated record.
AUGACGCCGACGGGUAGACGGAGAGCGUUAAGGGCUUGCCUCCGGUGCCGCGGACGCAAAGUCCGAUGCGAUGUCAUGCGCUCGGCGCCUCCCUGCACAAAUUGCCGUCUUGACAACCACGCCUGCAUAGGGGGAAUCACGGGUGAGCUUGGCAACCCUAUGAGAAAUCAUAUAGGGGCGCUUGAAGAGGACGUUCGCGGCCCCGCGUCUGAACUUCUCUCCACCUCAGGUCCUUGCACCUCGGCUUCUUUUUGGGGCCGCUGGAGACCUCUCAGUGUCCGGACUUGCGAUAUCUGUCACCUCGAAUUACAAGGAUGUCUUCGACUGCCCACCAAGCCGAUCGUCGAUGAGUUCCUAAGACGCUAUUUCUUGCAUGUACACCCGAUGCUUCCCCUCCUCAACGAAGGGGACUUUUGGGACAUCGUAAGCUCCCGAGCUUGCCUCCCCAAAUUUGUGUCUCUGGAAAUCGUGAACGACUUGGGCUUCCAAAGCAUAUGGGCAGCAAAAACUUGCUUCUACGCGAGGGCCAAGCUCCUGUACGACCUGGCAACCGAGACGGAUCCGAUCCCAAUCGCACAAGCCGCGCUUCUGCUGACAUACUGGUGUCCCCCUCCUAGUCCGGGCCCGGAGCAACCAAACAGCGCCUGGCUUGGUGUAGCCAUCCGCUACGCCAAGACCGUGGAAGCAGACAAAUACGCAAGCACCGGCCAAGAUUCGGAUCUGAAUCAUGCAAAGAGGCAAAAUGUCCUCAAACGUCUUUGGUGGUGUUGCAUUAUCCGCGACCGUAUCAUGCCCCUCUGUGUCCGGAGGGGCAUUCAAAUCACAGGGCACCACUUCGCCUUUGGAAUUAAUGCGCCCCUUGGAUGCAAAGACCUAUCAGAUGAGAUUCAACGCUCAAGAGUGUACAGUGCCGACGCGAAACGAUCCAUCGCCAAGAUUAUGGCGGUGAUGACGGAGCUGUGCGUUUUCCUCACAGAUGUAUUGACGUUGGUGUACCAAACCGAUCCCACUCCAGUCCAUGGCGGCGCAGAGUUUAUGGGCCACGACCCGGUAGAAAAGAUCCAGCAGUGCAGGGAGACCCUACGACGCUGGCGUGACAGGGCAAAUUCAGUGAUGCGACCGGCCAUUGCAGACGCCCAUUACACCCCUGAUACCACCUGUCACAGCCACAUGAUUACCCUCUACUCCAGUUUGAUCUGGAUGUACUACCACUCAGCCAGGUUGGCGCUUUGCAAUUAUGAACUCCAGCUCCGUCUUCCCGCAGCAUCCGCUGAGCUAAGCUUCGGAUGCCAACAGCUGGCUUACCGGGACGAUUCACACGACGGUGGGACCGAGCUGUGGGAAGCCGCGACAAGUAUAACCGACUGCCUGAAACAUCUCCUCCAGUUUCGUCUGGUGCGUUGGUUGCCCAGCAGUGCAGUUGGGUGCACCGCGCUGCCCUUGGCGCUGCAUAUGCUGGAUAUCAACAUGUCGACUUGUGCCGGUCCUCGAGCACCCGAGAAGCAGGACAGGCUCAAUACCCUGAUCCAAGCUAUGAAAGAGUACCGUCCGCAGUAUGAGGCUGUUGACUGGGUGUGCAGGACAAUCAGGUAUGUUUGGGAUGGAACCUGCCUUGACGAGCCGAUGCGAUCGUGGCAGGAUCCGACUCAAUCAGCCAGUGUCCUGUCCCUGGGAGAGCAUCGUGACGAUGACUGGACCGACAUCCUUAGACGAAGUCCGACCCGCUAUCUUAAAAUGGCAUUGGCUAUCGACCUGAGCCUAAGCCUAGGCCGAUUACCAGAAGAGACAGACAUCCCGGUCAAGCUCAGGUGGUUACUACUCCGAGAGACGGGGAAUUUCAGUUUCUCCCCACUAUCGUCUCUUGGUACAAUGUUCCCUCCCCAGGACAUCCCUCCAGUUGCGGCCCAAACCUUGGACAUUCCUGGUCAAGGGCCGAUCUGCUUGCUCUCCGCCAUUGACACGACAUGUAACCUCACAGUCCCUGCCGAGACGCUAGUCGAACCAGUGAUAGCAGGCCACGAGCUGAUGAAUUUCCCAACGGUGGCGUUUCUGAUAACUCAUUCGGUGUCGGGAAAGCAGCUGCUCUUCGACCUGGGCUGUCGCAAGGAUUUCUGGAACCUGCCUGCCCCGAUAUGCGAGACGAUCGACGCAAAAGUCCCCGGAAUCAAAGUCGACAAGAACGUUGCCGAUAUCCUAGUCGAGGGCGGAGUCGACCUUGCCAACCUGGAGGCGGCGAUUGUGAGCCAUCAUCACUAUGACCACAUCGGAGACCCAAGCACGUUUCCACGCACCAUGGACCUGCUGGUUGGUCCCGGGGUUUCCAAGCACUUCCUUCCCGGCUAUCCCACGGUUGAGGCGUCCCCUGUAUUUGAGGAUGCCUUGCAGGGCCGCAAUGUCCGCGAGAUCGCAUUCCCCGACGACCUUUUUAUCGCCGGGUUUCGAGCCUGUGACUAUUUCGCCGACGGUAGUCUGUACAUUCUAGAUUCACCCGGCCAUGCACUCGGCCACCUCUCAGCCCUUGUCCGGACGACCCAGGAUACAUUCGCCUUCCUCGGAGGAGACAUAUGCCAUUUUGGGGGAGCCUUCAGACCGACGAAAUACGUCCCUAUGCCAGCGUCCUUCAAGUCAGACGAAAUCGGCCACCAGGAGGGCCAGAAAUCAUCGUCAGGGCAGUGUUAUCCGUGCUCGCUCUUCACUACUUGCCACCCUGACCCCGAAAACGCCAGGACCGCCCCUUACUACAAACCCUGCGCCAGCGCCGACUCGUGGUAUGUCGAUCCCCCACUGGCACGUCAAAGUAUCGGACAUUUGGCCGCCUUGGAUGCAAAUGAUCGAGUCCUGGUCAUGAUUGCCCACGACCCCUCUCUAACGAGCACAAUUCCGUUCUUCCCAAAUGGUGGGCUGAAUGACUGGCACGAGGCUGGCUGGAAGCAAAGGGCGCGGUGGAAGUUUUUAGAUGAACUUCCGGUUAAUGGGAAGCCCAGAAAAUACCUUGUUGACGGAACAUAUAUGGACGGCAAACUCGUCAAGACGCUGGAUGGAGUGAAGGUGGAUUAA